UGCCCGGCUGGUUCUUUGCUCCGUCCGCGCUUUCUCGCCUUCUUGUCAGUGCCCCCAUCCCUGUCCUCCUUAUCCCCCCAACCCUGGUGACGGGAGCUUGUCAUGAACGUGUUUUGAGGGGAGCAGGAAAUCCACACCCAAUUUAGGGGCGAGGUGGAGGUAGAAGAUAUGCGCAGGACCUGUGAGGCUGUGGCGGCGCAAGCGGCAGGGCAGCUCCGGGAGCAGCGGGCAUCACCUAGAGAUAUCAAAGCAGGACUACGUAGGUUCUCGCUUAGAGACAAGAUUCGUGUGAAUGGAAAGAAAGACUGACUGAGGACCUUUAUAGGAAGUGAAGACCUGAAUGGAAAGUCAUUAGUGCAAAUGGCAUUAAUGAAGUACUCUUUCAGAUGGCUUAAACAGUUUGUAAUGGGUCCUUGGUCGCUUGUAAUUGUUCUCUUUUCUAUACAACAAGUUUAUGGGGGUGGAAAGAAGUACUCUAGUCCUUGUGGAGGACGUGACUGUUCAGUCUGCCAGUGUUUUGCUGAAAAAGGAUCUCGGGGCCAACCUGGACAUCUAGGGCCUCAAGGCCCUAUUGGAGAUUUAGGACCUCCUGGGCCCAUUGGAUUGCCAGGAGAGAAAGGAAUGAAAGGGGACAGUGGACCUCCUGGACCAAUGGGAGAUAAGGGAGAUAAGGGCCCAACAGGAGUACCUGGCUUCCCAGGCUUGGAUGGCAUACCUGGCUAUCCUGGACCUCCAGGGUCAAGAGGCAAACCUGGCAUUGAUGGCUGCAAUGGUUCAAGAGGAGAUCCAGGACUUCAAGGAGAGAGAGGAGCACCAGGACGAGAAGGUCCAGCUGGUCUUCCAGGGCCAAGAGGAGAAAAGGGGAAUUCCGUGUAUAUUUCAGGUGCUAUUAAAGGCCUCCCGGGAGAUCAAGGCGAUCCAGGACCUCCGGGUUUACCUGGACCUCGAGGAGCAAAUGGAUCUGUGGGUGAAAUGGGAUUUCCAGGGAUGCCAGGUUCUCGAGGACCUCCAGGGCACCCUGGGAGGCCAGGUGAUCAGGGUAAUCCAGGUGUUGGAGUAAAAGGCCAAGUUGGAGAUCCGGGUGAAGUUGGUCUUCAAGGGUCUCCAGGACCAACCUUGCUGGUUGGGCCUCCUGGUUCAUGUCUUGUUAAGGGAGAAAAGGGCAUGAAAGGAAUGCCUGGAGUCAUUGGUCCCUCUGGACCAUAUGGAGCCAAGGGUGAACCUGGUAUUGGGGUGAAGGGUGAAAAGGGUAUUUCUGGAUUUCCAGGACCUCAGGGUGGCCCUGGUUCCCAUGGACUUCCAGGUUUUUCAGGAGUAAAGGGAGAACCUGGAGCAAUUGGUGUCUGUGGGCAGUUUGGAGUUCUUGGCAGUAAGGGAGAUCCUGGAGAGCGUGGGAAGCCAGGACCACCAGGUGUUUUGGUAACUCCACCCGUUCCAUGCAAAGGACCUCCAGGGGACCCAGGAUUCCCAGGACACUGGGGAGAAAAGGGGUCAGUGGGACUGCCUGGUCCAUCGGGACCUUCUGGCAGACCAGGGGAAGACAGAAUGGGAAUAACAGGACCUCCUGGGCCUCCAGGGUUGCCAGGUGAGCAAGGCCUUCAAGGUGAAGCUGGAAUUCCUGGAAGAGGUGAUUCUCCUGCAGGAAGACCAGGGACUCCAGGACACCCAGGAAUACCAGGAGUCCCAGGGCAGCAGGGUCAACCUGGAUCAGAUGCCAUACAUUGUAGCAUUGGCCCUCCUGGACCACAAGGAAUGAAAGGUCAAUCAGGAUCUCCAGGAAGAAGAGGUACAAAAGGAGAAAAAGGAAAUGAAGGGCUGUGUUCAUGUUGCCCAGGUCCUAUGGGUCUUCCAGGUGCUCCGGGGCCACAUGGUCUUCAGGGUAGGAAAGGAGAAGUGGGUCUACCUGGGAGAAUAGGAGAAAAAGGCGACUCAGGCUUUCCUGGUGCUCAAGGAUCCCCAGGACCUCCAGGAAUACCUGGUACCUCGGGGCUAACUGGUCCUAAAGGAGAAAAGGGUGAUAUGGUAAUAGCAAGAAUCAAAGGACGAAAAGGAGAAAAGGGGUACGAUGGGCGUCCUGGAUAUCCAGGGCAGGAAGGGGUUCCUGGUCAGAAUGGACUGUAUGGAGAAAGAGGAGAGCCAGGUCUUCCAGGCAGUCGUGGCGGAGCAAUCCCAGGUGCGGAAGGAUCCCCAGGAGCACCAGGAUCUCCUGGGAGAAUGGGACCAAUGGGGCCUCCAGGACUGGGAUUUCCUGGUCCAAAAGGGGUGAGAGGUGGGCCAGGGAGUCCUGGCCACCCUGGCGUGAGGGGAGCAGCAGGUUCCAAAGGCCAGAAAGGUGACACUUAUCCUUGUCCUUCUCCCUCUCCCGGGAGCCCUGGAGCUCCAGGUGUUCCCGGUGGUCCGGGUCCUAAGGGAUUUCCAGGGCCCCCAGGUGAAGCUGGGCUACCUGGAUUUGAUGGGCAGAAAGGUCAACGAGGCAAACCAGGAAUAUCAGAAAUACCAGGACCACCUGGUUUUCGAGGUGACCCUGGAGAGUCAGGCCCUGAAGGUGAAAAGGGGUCUGCCCCUAUUGGUCUUCCAGGCCCUCCAGGGUUACCAGGAAUCAAUGGUCAAAAAGGAAUGCCAGGGGAUUCUGUUUAUGGCCUGCCAGGGCUCCCAGGAAAUAUGGGCCUUCCAGGAUUGCCUGGGCUUAGAGGGCUCAGAGGUGAUCCAGGAUUUCCUGGCGCAACAGGGACAACUGGUAUUCCAGGAUUCCCAGGCCAGAAAGGACUUCAAGGCAGAGAAGGGAAUGUUGGGCCUCCUGGUAACCCAGGUUUACCAGGCCAUGGAUGUCGAGGCUUUCCAGGGUUGCCAGGGCAACCUGGACUCGCUGGGUCACCAGGCAUUCCAGGGUUUGAUGGCUUGAAAGGUCACCAAGGAGACAGAGGUCCACCUGGACCAGAUGGAAUGAAAGGCCUCCCAGGAAUCCCAGGACUUCCAGGCUUACCUGGACCCCCAGGACCACAAGGGGAUUCAGGCCACUGUGGAGAUAAUGGCUCACCGGGUUCCCCAGGCCCAAAAGGGGCCCAAGGCCUGCCAGGUAUCCCAGGCUUUCCAGGAGAGCGAGGAAGAAAAGGAGAAAUAGGACUUCCAGGUAGAAAGGGUGACCCAGGAGAAGAAGGUCAUUGUGGCCUUCCAGGAGAGCCAGGAGAGCCGGGCUCUAAAGGAGAAAAAGGCCAUCCAGGAGAUCAAGGGGAUAUUUCCAUAAUUCCAAGAAAGGGGGAAAAAGGUGAACAUGGGCCACCUGGUAGAUACGGAUUCCCAGGAGAAAAAGGAGAAAAAGGGGCUCCUGGAAUCCCAGGGAUAAAAGGAAUUUCAGGAAGAGAUGGGAUACCUGGUUUUCAAAGAGGAGAACCUGGCAACAAUGGUCUUCCGGGACUUCCAGGACCCCCAGGCCUCCCAGGACCUCAAGGGCCCAGAGGAAUAAUUGGUUUUCCAGGCAUUCCAGGGGACCAGGGUGAGCUGGGCUUACCAGGCUUGCCUGGCCUUCCAGGACCUCGUGGGACAAGGGGACCUAAAGGAAAUCAAGGUGAUACAGUAAGUCUUUUUGGGCCACCUGGACCAAAAGGAGAUCCAGGCAUCCCUGGAUGUCCAGGAUAUUUUGGAGAGCAAGGGGAUCCAGGUUUUCCAGGCCCUCCAGGGUCUAGUGGACCACCAGGAAGGAAAGGAUCCCCUGGAUACCCAGGACCUCCAGGAUUUCCAGGUGUUCCAGGGAUUCCUGGGCUGAAAGGGUAUCCAGGGGAAGCAGGUGACCCAGGGCCUCCAGGGGUCAGGGGAGAUCCAGGACCACCAGGGCCCAAGGGAAUGAAAGGUUCCUCAGGACAACCAGGAUUAGAUGGCUUGCCAGGACUCAAGGGUCAGAAAGGAUCAAAGGGGAGUUCAGGUUUAAACGAAGUUGGCCCACCAGGCCAAAUGGGACUGCCUGGACUAAAAGGGAAGAAGGGGGAUCCUGGAAGACCUGGAACUUCUUGUCCAGGUCUUUCUGGAGACAGAGGUCCCCCAGGUCCCCCAGGGAUGCCAGGACUGCCUGGACUACCUGGUCUUGUGGGGAAAACUCCUGAAGUUGAAAUUCUUCCCCCUGGUCCUCUGGGAGAUCAAGGUUCCCCUGGCCCCGAUGGACCAAGAGGUCCACCUGGACCACCAGGUCUUCCAUGCAGUUUUGAUAGCCUGAAAGGAGAUCCAGGUGAUCAUGGUCAAGCAGGUCCACCUGGACCACAGGGUCCACCAGGACCUCCAGGAGCCAAAGGCUUUCCAGGAUGUGAAGGAAAAGAUGGCCAGAAAGGGCUGAUGGGGUACCCUGGGCCUCCAGGUCCACCUGGAUUUCCUGGCCCACAUGGUGAUAAAGGUUUGCAAGGACCUCCUGGGAGACCUGGUCCCCCUGGUCCUCCAGGUUGCCGAGGUGAUCCUGGCCCACCUGCAGAUACUUCUUCAUGCCCCAAAAUCCCAGGACUUCCAGGAGUUCCAGGCCCAAGAGGACCAGAAGGGAAGAUGGGGCACCCAGGACAACGAGGUCCUCCAGGCUCACCAGGGCACAAAGGUGAACGUGGUGUGGAUGGCCAAAGAGGUUCAGAUGGUGGUCCUGGGCCCCCAGGACCCCCUGGACACAAAGGAGACCCAGGAGAAGAAGGCUGUGGAGGUGCACCAGGUCCCCCUGGCCCGAUUGGGGAUCCAGGACCCAAAGGUUCUGGAACUAGAUACCUUAAUGGAUUCCUACUGGUUCUCCACAGUCAGACAGACAAAGAACCCUCUUGCCCUGAGGGAAUGCCCAAGCUGUGGACUGGAUAUAGUCUGCUGUAUCUGGAAGGUCAGGAGAAAGCACAUAACCAAGACCUAGGUCUUGCCGGAUCCUGCCUUCCAAUGUUUAGCACCAUGCCAUUUGCCUAUUGCAACAUUAACCAAGUCUGCCAUUAUGCCAGAAGGAAUGACAAAUCCUAUUGGCUGUCAAGUGCUGCUCCUCUACCCAUGAUGCCCCUCUCUGAAGACGAGAUACAAGCUUACAUUAGCCGGUGCACUGUGUGUGAGGCCCCAGCUCAGGCUAUAGCUGUGCACAGUCAAGAUCAAGCAAUCCCUCCAUGUCCACCCAACUGGAGGAGCCUUUGGAUAGGGUAUUCAUUCCUAAUGCACACAGGGGCUGGGGAUCAAGGAGGAGGCCAGUCCCUCACAUCACCUGGAAGCUGCCUUGAAGAUUUCAGAGCGGCACCAUUCAUCGAGUGCCAAGGACGGCAGGGGACUUGUCAUUUUUUCGCUAAUGAAUACAGCUUCUGGCUAACCACGGUACCACCAGACUUGCUGCUCUCUUUGGCUCCUUCGCCAGACACCUUAAAACAAGGACAGGCUCAGCGCCAACAGACCAGCAGAUGCCAGGUCUGCAUGAAGUAUAGCUAAGGAGCUGCACAGCAUCACCCUGCUGGUGGUUCACACAGAGACUUCCUAGGGGGAGGAAGGGAGGUGGGUUAAAAGAUUCUAAUGGUGCUUUAUUACAGGGAUUUGAUUUUUCAAAUGAUCCUCGAUUUAAACAUGGUUAUCCUGACAGUACUGUAAGCCCCUUCUCAGUUCAGUACAAAUCAAACAACAAACUAGGAUUUGGCUGGACCUCUCCCUUUAGGUAGUGCCCAAAUAUUGUUUAUCAUCUUAUGAAGGAUGGAAGAUCUGGCUUUAUUGACCAUGAAUGCUCAUUUAUAGCAAGGCAAAGAAAUCACAAAUGGCCUGAUUGUGCAUUCUCUUAAUCAGAAGCUUCUUUCUUGGGUUCAUAAAAUCCCCAGCAAUUGAAGCUAGUUGUUUUCAUAGCACAGAAGGCCAGUGCGUGACUUUUAUAGGAAAAAAAAUGUAGCCCAACAGAGCCAGAAAAUGAAAGAUCUUUUAAAAAAAUGUACCAGGGUUUCUUCAAAUCAUCAUAGAAUUCUUCAAGCACUUUAAAAAGGUCGUGAAACCAUGAUCCAAAGACACAAAGAAACCAGACCACCAGUGUUAAUAGUUCACUUCCAAGGUGAAACUGUCAUUAGGCUAGGAUGGCUCACAGUCACUGUAUCCCAGAAACACAUCACAUUUGCAUAAAAACAUCAGAGAAACAUAAGCCAUUACCUUCUCGUUUGCAUUUUUUCCCUGAGAACAGAAAUGCCUACUCUGACAGCCCUUUUGAAAAGUAGCAAUUAUGAAAAAAAAGUAUAUUCAAUAAGGGAUUAAGCCCCUAAGAGUGCUAAUGAAUAGGAAGUUAGAGAUUCAUGAAAAUAGACCCCCUAAUCCACCAAACUUCCAAACAGGUGAUUUCCCUGCAAGCAAAAGGGGAUGGUCUGUCCUGAAGUGUAGGCAUGCUAAUGGGGAUGCCACAUACAGGAGGUGAGAUGUGAGGGGUAGAAAGUUUAAGGGCACUGUAUACAGAGCAUCUCCUCACCCUUCCUGGGAAAGACUGUCCAGUUCCUUUACAUCUUAUAAUUGAUACUUUUCUCUCCAUGUACAUUAAUGGUACCUUAUGUGAGAAAAGUGACAGAGCCAUCAUUAUGGAGAGAAAAUUAAGGGUUGGCUUAAUUAAUCUUAAAUAAGCUUAUUCACUUAGGCCGAGGUCAUGCCUCUGAAAAGACACAAAAAUAUUAAUAAAUGAAAGCCACAUUCUGCUAUCCAUUGUAGAUGUUUAUGUAUGUAUGUUAUGUUUGUAUGUUAAAUUCUCCUUUUCCAAAAUUUCUAAUUCUGAAAUGUCAUAUUUGUAUAGUAAGGCAAAGCAGCACUUUGACAUUGGACAGAUUGAUAUUUUCAUUAAAAAUUCAGAACACAUCUAUGUCUUAAUUUUUAAGUGUAGUUAUCUUUACACCAAAGGAUCCAUUCUUCAUUUCUCUGAGAAUCCAGCAUCCCAAUACUAAAAUCUUAAAAUAGUAAUGAAUUUCCAUUUCUAAAAAAAGGCCUGCCACAACAACAAAUUGUAGUCUUGAGGCUUUUGAAGAACCCAAAAGAAAGCUCAGUCUGAAAUCUAGAGGAAAACAUCCAUUGACUCAUGAGACAGUGAUACUCCCAGAGAUUGGAGUUUAGAUUAUUCCAAAGAAAAACGUACCCAUAAAAGGGAGGAGAGAAAUCCACUCUAAAGAACUAAAGAGAAAUGUAUAUAUGAUGAAACUAUAGAGAGGGAGAAAGGUCCCUACAGUUAGGAUUAGGGAUGGAUGGACUUUGAUACCCAGAAUCAAAAAUGGAAGCAUGGUAUAUGGCAUCCUUUUCUGAGGUCUUUUCUGGUUUACAGGAAAAGCUUAAAUUACAAAAUAAAAUGUUGCAGAACUUAUGUUUUCAAGUGCUUAAAAAAACAAAACCAAAGAGCAACUAAAAAAAAUUACGUGUUUUAAUGACAGUUAUGACAGUUAUGUUUGCCAUGGCUGGUCAACUAGACACAUAUUUAGAGUACCCAGAAUUCAAUGUCAAUUAAAAGAUUUGUAAUUAAUCUUUUGUCCUUAUCCCAAUGUUUUUCCCUGUACCUAGGAUAGAAUUUAAUUUCAUAACUCAUUUGCCCCUUUCCAAAUGGCAAACCUCUUAAAAGGACUUCAGAGCACUUAAAAAUGGGCUCUUUUUGGGUUCUUAUAAGUGUGGGGUAAGCAGAAAAAUAUUGGCCUGUCACAUGUGAAGUCAAACAUUUUCCCACUGGCUUUACAACAUUCUAUUUAUUUCUCCUUCAAAUACAUAAAAAUAAAGUCUUAAAUCAGUGGA
Messenger RNA from Vombatus ursinus (common wombat), 7719 nucleotides. It is a transcript of the gene COL4A4, whose product is annotated as collagen type IV alpha 4 chain. The record is from RefSeq and is a predicted model, not a curated record. The coding region runs from base 361 to 5421 and encodes 1686 amino acids. Gene Ontology annotation, molecular function: extracellular matrix structural constituent. Gene Ontology annotation, cellular component: collagen trimer. The transcript is spliced from 48 exons. Lineage: Eukaryota; Metazoa; Chordata; Mammalia; Diprotodontia; Vombatidae.